Messenger RNA from Aspergillus niger, 1305 nucleotides. RefSeq lists its product as uncharacterized. Gene Ontology annotation, molecular function: ATP binding; ATP hydrolysis activity. The coding region runs from base 1 to 1305 and encodes 434 amino acids. Gene Ontology annotation, biological process: vacuole organization; endosomal transport. The record is from RefSeq and is a predicted model, not a curated record. NCBI's taxonomy places the organism in Eukaryota, Fungi, Ascomycota, Eurotiomycetes, Eurotiales, Aspergillaceae. The transcript has 4 exons.
AUGAGUAAUACCGACUUCCUAGGGAGGGCGAUUGACACCGUCAAAAAGGCCAUCGAGCACGACAAUGAGGGCGAAUACGAGAAGGCUUAUCAGCUGUAUUACUCGGCACUGGAGCUGUUCAUGCUGGCACUGAAAUGGGAGAAGAACCCCAAGUCCAAGGAGAUGAUCCGCGCAAAGGCCGGCGAGUACAUGGAUCGUGCGGAGAAACUCAAGAAUCACCUGGCUACUCUAGAUAAUCGAAAAAAGCCGAGUGCGGUGGGCGCUAACGGCAAGGUGGCGCAAGGAAGUGGGAAGGGAGGAAACCAGGACGAAGAUGGCGAGGACGCCGACUCGAAGAAGCUACGGUCCGCCCUUGCUGGGGCGAUCUUGUCGGAUAAACCCAACGUGCAGUGGGAGGAUGUUGCCGGUCUGGAGAGCGCAAAGGAGGCAUUGAAGGAAGCGGUCAUUCUACCGAUCAAGUUCCCACACCUCUUUACGGGGAAGCGCCAACCGUGGAAGGGUAUCUUGCUGUAUGGGCCCCCGGGUACGGGAAAGUCAUAUCUCGCCAAGGCUGUUGCGACGGAGGCGAACAGCACAUUCUUCAGUGUUAGUAGUAGUGACUUGGUGUCGAAGUGGAUGGGUGAGAGUGAAAGGCUUGUGAAGCAGCUCUUCAACAUGGCGCGAGAAAACAAGCCGGCGAUUAUCUUCAUUGACGAAGUCGACGCUCUUUGCGGCCCUCGUGGCGAAGGUGAAUCAGAGGCAUCUCGUCGUAUCAAGACGGAAUUGCUCGUUCAGAUGGACGGUGUUGGCAAAGACUCAAAGGGCGUUCUGAUCCUCGGCGCAACGAACAUUCCCUGGCAACUGGAUGCAGCCAUUCGUCGUCGAUUCCAGCGUCGAGUCCACAUCAGUCUCCCCGAUAUCAACGCACGAAUGAAGAUGUUCAUGCUGGCUGUCGGCUCCACGCCCUGCGAGUUGACGCAAGCCGACUACCGAACCCUGGCAGAGAUGAGCGAGGGCUACUCCGGUAGCGAUAUUAGCAUUGCUGUGCAGGAUGCGCUGAUGCAGCCAAUCCGCAAGAUCCAAACAGCAACGCACUACAAGAAGGUCAUCCUCGACGGUGCCGAAAAGCUAACCCCCUGCUCACCGGGCGACCAAGGCGCAAUGGAAAUGUCAUGGACCACCGUAGAAGCCGACCAACUCCUGGAACCCCCGCUCGUCCUGAAAGACUUCAUCAAGGCGGUUCGUAACUCCCGACCAACCGUCAGUCAAGAAGACCUGCAACGAAACUCCGAAUGGACCAAGGAAUUCGGCAGCGAGGGUGCUUAA